AAAAAGAUAAAUGAUGCGUCAUCCUCGCAAGGCAGAUAUAAUCACGUAGUUUCAUAACGCGCAUCACGAGCUCAGCUGCAAGAUGAAUCUGAAGAAACGAAUCGUGUUAUUUGGCGGCACUGGAAACACCGGUCUUUGUUCUCUGAGAACCGCCGUGGAAAAUGGUCUGGAGGUGAGAGCUUUUGUAAGAGACAAGGACAAGGUUCCUGAAGAUCUUAGAAAUAAAGUUGAACUAAUUGAAGGAGAUGUUACUAAUGCAAAAGAGGUUGCAAAUGCGGUAGCUGAUAGAGAUGCCGUUGUGGUAAUACUUGGUACCAGGACAGACUUGCGUCGUACUACUGUAAUGUCUCAAGGCAUGAAGAAUAUAAUAGAAGCCAUGAAAGCACAUAAUGUUGAAUUGGUGUCUAUAUGCCUAUCAGCAUUUUUAUUCUUCAAACUUGAAGCAGUGCCUACUAUAUUUAGAAGUGUAACUGAAGAUCAUCAGCGCAUGUUCGACUUGAUCAAAUCAAGCGAUUUAAAAUGGAUAGCGAUAUUUCCACCGCACAUUACAGAGACACCAAAGUCCAGAUACACUGUCACAUUCGAUUCUUCACCUGGACGAGUAAUCUCCAAAUAUGACCUGGGUGCGUUUCUUGUCGAAUGUCUUGAGAAUCCUAAUUAUUAUCAAAAGAUCUGUGGCAUUGCGACCGUGUCAUGAUGCGAGAAAUGUUAUGCAACUGGCUCGAAUUGUACGUGUUGGAUGGAAAAAGAUCAUGUUCUGCCGCUAGAAUACAACGAAUGAAGAAGGAAUAUUUACAAUAAAGAUGUAAUCUAGACGAGAGAAAUGGCGCUAAAAAA
Molecule: messenger RNA, 837 nt
Organism: Acromyrmex echinatior (Panamanian leafcutter ant)
Lineage: Eukaryota; Metazoa; Arthropoda; Insecta; Hymenoptera; Formicidae
Product: flavin reductase (NADPH)
Molecular function (GO): riboflavin reductase (NADPH) activity; biliverdin reductase [NAD(P)H] activity
Source: RefSeq, a predicted model, not a curated record